Messenger RNA from Acomys russatus (golden spiny mouse), 2428 nucleotides. RefSeq names its product R3H domain and coiled-coil containing 1 like (gene R3hcc1l). The record is from RefSeq and is a predicted model, not a curated record. The coding region runs from base 126 to 2405 and encodes 759 amino acids. The transcript has 7 exons. NCBI's taxonomy places the organism in Eukaryota, Metazoa, Chordata, Mammalia, Rodentia, Muridae.
CCAGAAGGCCCCGCGGCGUAGGCGGAGCGAAUGCCUGGCGCGCACCCCAGCGGCAAGCGGAAGAGCUUGCGCUUCGUGGCGACGGCGGAAGCGGAGAGCGACGGCGUCCCGAUUGCAGCAGUACCAUGCAGCAAGAAGCAGAGAGAUGCAGAGUUCGAACCAAAAGACCUGACAUGGCACUUUAUAUACCUAAAGCUCGGAGAGGUACAGCACUCAAGUCAGGUGACAAGGAAGAAAGCUAUAGACAAGAGUGUCUUCCCCAGAAGAUCUCUGGAAAUAAAGCCGAGUCUCAAAGACUAAGUGCUUGUUGUGAUAGAAAGGAGUGUGACUAUAGGGAAGGAAAGAGACCUUCAUCAAAAUUAAGGAAGGAUGGGUACCUUCCAGAAAGGAAUAAAGACAAGGUUUGUUCUGAGAGAGGAACUGAAGAGUCCCAAGAAGCCUCAUCUGAAGAGCAUCAACACAGAGUCUCCCAGGCUGGGGUUGUGGCUAGUAGAUCUUUACAAAGACUUUUUAAACCAAAGGAAAUGGAGUGUUUGCAGGUUCAGACUGCAGAAGUGACAGGACACCAGGAGUUGCAUCUGUUUCCGUCUUGCUCAGAAGUCAGUGCUGCUCAGCUUCCAAACAGACCAUUUCAGAACGUGGAACUCUGUGAUUUCAGUGGGGAAACUUUUGUAAACAGAUAUAUAGAAAGCAGAAUUGAAACUGAGGCCAAAGUUAUGGAGCUGGUGUCUCAGUUUCCCCAAGUUGUCACCACUGUGUUGAACCCAGAGGGUAUGGCUAUACCAGCAACGCCAAGUUCUGAUUCUGAAAUCGCACCAUGCAGCUUGGAAACAUCCUGUGGCGUGUCAAAGCACAGUCCUGGUUGCAUCUCUGCAGCUUCUGUUCCUGCAGGGCCACAGCAUGAUGCUGACCCAGCUUUUAUAGACUGUGAAGCUGAGAGUGAGGGUGCAGUCAACAAUGCAAAGUCUGUCUUGGGUCAGGAAGGUGUAGGUUCCAUUCCUGAGACUGUGGGCAACAUUUCUCCUAACAUGGCUGUAGUCAACAAAUCAGAGCACACAAAUGGCAUCAUUGGUCCAACAGUGACUAGACAAUGUGACAGUGACAGCUCUGCUGAUGAGUUAUGUAUAAAGUAUGAACCCUUUGAUAGAGCUGUCUUUGUUCAUGAAAUAGACACAGAUAGUGACACUACCAGCAAGGCAUGUGUGGCAGACACUGCAGGUGCAGUUUACGAUCAUGUAAGUGUAGACAGCCCUUGUGUAGUUGCAGUGAGGGAAGCCGAUGAGAGAAGUGGCAGUACAAGUAAUUUCUCAGAUUACAUAGAAACAAGUGCAGAUGUAGCCCCUCUCGAUGCAGCUCAAAGUGAGAAUGACUCUAAAAACAUUAGCAGCCCGACUGCUUGCUCAGAUAUUUAUGCUGAGAAUAUUGCAUCUGGUUUUACAGAGUCGACAGGAAAGUUGAUAGAGAGUGUGUCGGAUUGUGCUUCCUCUUUGCCCAUAAAGAAGAUUGCUGAUAGUAAUUGUGCCACUUGUUUGGACUCAGAGCUGAGUGUGUCAAAUGGGACAGAAGUACUUCUGGAGAGUGCCUUGGGCAGUGACCUGGAUAGUACUAAGGAGAUAACAGAAGAAUUGCCUGAACUAAGAACUGAUGAAACGUUUAAAACAAAAGAGGAAGAUGACUCAGAGAAUAUAGUGUGCGGUGUAUCAUUUUCUGAUAGAGAGUCAUCUGUGGAAACAACCGUAGACCUGAAAACAACAGACUCUUCUCGUGUACAAGGAGAUGCAGCUGUGGAGGAGAGCUGGGAAUCUUUGUUUAAUGAUGAUGGGGACUGCGUAGAUCCUCGUCUUCUACAGGAGUUAUCAGGGAACAUGAAGAACAGGAAAAGCAUCCAGGAGCCUAGAUUUGAUUAUUACAGCCACGAACUUCCCGAUAUUGAUCUCAGUGAAUGUGAAUUCCCACAUGUCAUUGAAAUUUAUGACUUUCCUCAAGAAUUUCGUACAGAAGACCUUUUGCGGAUUUUCUGCAGUUACCAAAAGAAAGGAUUUGCUAUUAAGUGGGUAGAUGACACACACGCCCUGGGCAUUUUCUCCAGUCCAAUCACAGCUCGAGAUGCUCUGGGUACUAAACAUAGCAUGGUGAAGAUCCGGCCCUUGUCGCAGGCCACAAGAGCAGCCAAGGCCAAAGCUAGAGCGUGUGCUGAGUUUCUCCAGCCAGCAAAGGAGCGGCCUGAGACUUCAGCAGCCUUAGCCAGGAGGUUAGUCAUCAGUGCCCUUGGGGUUCGAAGCAAACAGAGCAAAACUGAACGGGAAGCAGAGCUCAAGAAACUGCAGGAGGCCCGAGAGAGAAAACGGCUAGAAGCCAAACAACGGGAAGACAUCUGGGAAGGCAGAGACCAAUCUGCGGUUUGAACAUCACUUAGUGAGGAAUGAAU